AUGCCUAAUUAUGCUAAGUUUCUGAAGGACAUCUUAAGCAAGAAAAAGAAGUUGACUGAGUAUGAGACUGUAGCUCUUUCUGAAGGAUGUAGUGCGCUUUUGACCAAUAGCAUACCCCCUAAGCUUAAAGAUCUAGGGAGUUUUACCAUUCCUUGUUCAAUAGGUAGAAAGGAGAUAGGGAAAGCCUUAUGUGAAUUAGGAGCUAGUAUUAACCUUAUGCCCUUGUUUGUUUUCAACACCUUAGGCAUAGGAGAGGCUAGACCUACAAUAGUUACACUCCAGCUAGCAAAUAAGUCCAUUGCAUACCCCAAAGGAAAGAUAGAAGAUGUGUUAGUACAGGUUGAUAAGUUCAUACUUCUGGCAGAUUUUAUCAUAUUAGACUUUGAGGCAGAUAAGGACAUUCCGUUUAUUUUAGGAAGACCUUUCUUAGCCACCGGAAAAACUUUGAUAGAUGUCCAGAAAGGAGAGUUGACCAUGAGGCUUCAAGACCAAAAGGUCACAUUUAAUGUCUUCAACUCCUUAAAAUAUCCUGAUUAUCUGGAAGAGUGUUCGGGCAUAACUGAAAUACAAGAAGAGGUUGUUGAGGAAGGAAUUCAGGAAAACCUUAAGUUGGAAGAAGAGAGUGUAGAGGAAUUAGAAGAAAAAAUUGUUGAGGAAAUAGAGGCAAUAGGCAAUCAUUUUGUGCCAUUAGAGGUGUCAGCCUUUGAAAUUUUGGAAAUACGUGAUAGGAAGGGUGUAGAGAAUCAGGUAGCAGACCAAUUAUCUAGGUUGGAGAAACCUGAGAUAGGGGGAGGUGACAUUAUAGAGACCUUCCUAGAUAAGAGAAUCCUCAUGAUAGACCAACCAAAAACACCAAUUGGUAUGUCCCCAUACAAGUUAUUAUAUGGAAAAGCCUGCCAUAUGUCUUUAGAACUAGAGCACAAAGCAUACUGGGAAAUCAAAGAGCUCAAUAUAUCUUUGAAUGAAGCCGGAAAGAAAAGGAAGUUACAACUAUGUGAACUGGAUGAACAUAGGCUGUUGUCUUAUGAGAAUGCCAAACUUUAUAAGGAAAAGACAAAGAAAUGGCAUGAUAAUAGAAUCCAGUACAGAGAAUUAAGAGAAGGCCAGCAUGUGCUUUUAUUUAAUUCUAAACUGAAGUUAUUCCCUGGAAAACUUAAGUCUAGAUGGUUUGGGCCUUUUCUUAUUUCUAAAGUUUAUCCUUAUGGAGCAGUGGACUUGGUAAACCCGGAAGAUAAUUCUAUUUUCAAGGUAAAUGGCCAAAGGAUAAAAGUGUACCAUGAUCUGGUAGCAGUCUCAGAACAACACUCUGAGAGCUGUGCUGCUCCCUGCUAA
Cynara cardunculus var. scolymus (artichoke) is the source of this 1332-nucleotide messenger RNA. RefSeq lists its product as uncharacterized. Lineage: Eukaryota; Viridiplantae; Streptophyta; Magnoliopsida; Asterales; Asteraceae. Bases 1 to 1332 code for a protein of 443 amino acids. The transcript has a single exon. The record is from RefSeq and is a predicted model, not a curated record.